AUGCCGCCUGAGGUGUCCACAGGGUUUGGCAAGGUGCUGGACGCACUGACAGGCAGCAAGGAUUCGAUCAAGGCCAGCCAGGCCUGGUUCAUGGCGUGCGCCCCCUAUGCCCCUGGCAUGGCGCGCCUCAUGGCCGACCGCGCGAUCGCCAGCCGCGACACCGAUAAGCAGCUCCACAUUAUAUAUCUGGCCAACGACAUCAUAUUCAAAGCCAUCGCCGCAAAGCAGCUGCAGGCCGCCGCCGCCGCCGCGGCCGCCGCCGCCGGCGCCGCGCCUGCCGCGGCGCCGCAGGCCGGCGCUGCGCAGUCCGACGCGGUGAUCGCCGCGUUCGCGCCGUUUGUGGGCGCGAUGCUGGCGGCGGGGGCGCGGCUGGCGGGUGACAACACAGACCACCUGCUGAAGGUCAGCCGCAUCCUGGACUUCUGGUGCGAGAAGGGCGUGUUUGACCAGUCAACGCUGGCGCGCGUGCGGCGCGAGUUCGCGAGCAAGGACCCGUCUGCGGCGAUGGCGGCGGCGGGCGUCGGGCCGAUCGGGUUUGCCCCGCCGCCGCAGCUCGCGGCGCCGGUCGCGGCGGCGCCGGCGGCCGCAGCGUAUGCCUACCCUCAAGCGGCGGCGCCAGCGGCAUACCCGGCGGCGGCGGCGCCUGUGGCGGCAGCUGCGUGGGCGCCCCAGCCCGCGUCGCACCCGGGCUGGCCCGCUCCCGCCUACACUGCCCCCCCGCACGGCGCGCCCGCCUGGCCGGCGCAGCCCGGAGCGCCGCAGCCCUAUGCUGCCGCCCCUCAGCCCGACCCCAGCGGCCCCGGCGGCUACGCGCCCGCCGGCCCGCCGGCGCCGGCCCCGCACCCCAUGGCGGCCGCGCACCCUGGCGGCGGCCCCCACCAGCAGCAGCAGCAGCACCACGCGGUGGCAGCUGCCGUGAAGCUGGACGAGCCCCAGGGCGUCAGCAGCUUCAACUUCCCGCCAGGGUUGAUACCGCAGCUGGUCAAAGAAAAGUCAAAGUGGGCGGAGGCGUACGCGCCGAUCCCUGCGGACGAGAUCGAGAGGGCGGGGCUGCCGCCGAUGCCUGAGAAAGACUCGUACCUUUCGCACAGGCUGGCGCGUUUCAAGCUCGAGGUCACAAACUACAAACAGGGCCAGAGCAGGAUCGAUUUCGAGGAGGAGCGCCAGGCGGAGCGCGAGCGCAUGGGCCUCGGCCCAGACAGCGACGACGAGUUUGGGGCGGCGGCGGGCGCGCGCGCGCGGCGGCGGCGGCAGGAGCGCUCGCCGCCGCGGCGGAUGGCGCUCGACCCGACCACAGGGAUGCGGUCAGACGGGUCCUAUGCGGGUCCCAAGGUGCAGCGCGCGGGCUUGGGGGCCAUGGGCGGCCCGCCCGGCGGCGGCGGCCGGCGGGACGGCGGCGGUGACGCGCCGGGUGACCCGGGUGACAUGUACAGCACGUACCGCAGCCUGAGGAGCCACAGCUACCACGACAUGAUCUACAGCGGCGGCGGCUCGUCAAACACGUUCCGCGGCGGCCGGUGA
Monoraphidium neglectum is the source of this 1521-nucleotide messenger RNA. RefSeq lists its product as hypothetical. Bases 1 to 1521 code for a protein of 506 amino acids. The transcript has 6 exons. NCBI's taxonomy places the organism in Eukaryota, Viridiplantae, Chlorophyta, Chlorophyceae, Sphaeropleales, Selenastraceae. Gene Ontology annotation, cellular component: perinuclear region of cytoplasm. Gene Ontology annotation, biological process: intracellular calcium ion homeostasis. The record is from RefSeq and is a predicted model, not a curated record.